CGCCGCCCCAACCUCGACCGCGCGUUGCCGCGCCCCUGGUGCACCCGUGCGCCGGUUCUCCUCCGCCACCCGCUCCCCUGCCGGCUCCGCGCGCCCAUGCGCCUCGCUCCGCUUCGCCCUGCAUUUGGCCGCUCCACCGCCGGCUUCGCUCGACCUCCGUCUGCGCCUCCGCACCCAGCUGUCGUGCUGCGGCGUGCUCCCGGCCUCUACGCGCGCGCCUCCGCUCUUGCCGGCUCGGCCCCGCCACUCCUGCCGCGUCUGCGGCCGAGCCCGCGUCGCUGCGCUGCACCGGCCCGCCGGCUCCGCCCGCGCCUCCUCCUCAGCGUCUGGCCCGUCGCCUCCGCAUUCCCCGUCACCGCGCGCCCGCCGGCUCACCCCCUGCUUCGCUGGCUGGCUCCGGUGCGCUCCUCAUCCGGCCCUGCUCCCCUGCGUACUGCGUCGACACCUGAGAGGCAGACUCACGGUGGAGGUCCUCACGCGCUGCAGAUCCCCCGUUUCCUUCUGAAAGAAAGACUAGACAAGUAAUAUACCAGAUAAUAUAGUCUGCCAUGAUGGAGGCAGAUCUUGCGUUGAAGCAGACUGACCGCGAUGCGGUCGCCAUCGCCGUCGCUGCUCUUGCAGUGCCUGACCGGCUUACUGUCUCAUGACAAGGCCGCAGUGCACUGCAUCGACAUCGUGCCCGGGAGGGAUCAGUCCUGCCUACCGUCACCGGCCGCCGAGAUGGUCCCAUCACAGGAUGUUCAUCUGUACAAGUAUGCGAGCAACAAUAUUGAGAUGCACGGCAUGAAUAUAUUCAAGGGGAAGUUGAGUGUUGUUGAUAUUGUGGGACUAUCUAGAUCAGAUCUUGCAGCUACAAAAGGCCAAGGCAAGAGUAAUAGCCCCACCAGUUAUAUCAUUGUAUUAACGAGUACUUGGAAAGGCGAGGAUCUGGAUUUAUCUUUUGCACUAGGGCCCUUGAAAUGCUGUCAGAGUUCACUUGAGCUAGUAAAUGUUCUCAAGAAUGAGAUCUGUGAUGGGCUGUUGACAUUCAGAAGCAAACGUGUUUUAGAGUUAUAUAUUUAUCUGAUGCAGCUGAGCUGCGGAUAUGGGCUUCCUGGGAUAUUUUCUUGCCUGAAGGUCAGUGCUUUUUCGGCCGGAUCUCAUUGACUCAGUCCAGAUCUAGUUGGGUUCAUUAUUUACCAUGAUGGAGGGAGAGUCAAGUCAACUCAGUCCAGAUCUCGUUGGGUUCAUUUAUAUGCGACUUCGGCCGGCUAGCAACGAAGCCAUUCAUCUCACAAGCCUCAUCCCCAUUUCGUUGUUCCCUUGCCAGCAUCUACCCCAAGUGUUGGAUCUUCUCCAGGUACUCAACCUAUUGAUGCACAUGGACAUGAUGACUCUCUAGCGUUUAUGGACCAACCAACCUGUAAUCAUGGACCUUAUUGUCUUGUAGACCAUUUGGUGUUUCGAGUGUUUUGGAGCUUGCACUUUGUGCAUGUAGAUACAAACUUGUGUGUUUUGGACCAUCUGAAGUCUCUUAUAGUAACCAAUAGUCCUUAUCUUUUUGUGACUUGUGUGUUCUAGAUGAUUGUUAAGAUGGUCAAAACUAUGCUUCCUCUAGGUUAAUUUGUUUGUCAACUUGCGUUCAAUGUAUGUGCAUGUUUAUAAACAUAUUUUCAUUGUGGUG
Molecule: messenger RNA, 1663 nt
Organism: Hordeum vulgare subsp. vulgare (domesticated barley)
Lineage: Eukaryota; Viridiplantae; Streptophyta; Magnoliopsida; Poales; Poaceae
Exons: 7
Coding region: 589-1146 (185 amino acids)
Source: RefSeq, a predicted model, not a curated record